GCGGUCGGUGUCGGUGUCGCUCCUCGGUUCCAGUUCAAUAAAAAUAAAAAAUAAAAACCUCACCGCCGUUUUCACGACUUAACCCCCGGUUCCCUGCGCGCGCUGCUCGCUGCUGUGUCCGGAUCUUAUUAGCUUUGAUCUGAAUUUCGGCGUUUUUGGAAACGGAUUCCUGGCGCACGUGAGGAUCGGGACAGUUGACAGGAUCACUCAUGAUGACGGGGAUCGGGUCUGUCCCGGAUGCUGAGAGAGACAGCUCUGAAACCACACUGCAGCCAGAGUCGGAUCAGAACCUUACACCUCCUAAGACUUCACCUUUGGACCUGAUUGACACGGGGAAGGGACUGAAGGUUCAGACUACAGCGCCUCACCUGGUCAGUCUGGGGAGCGGACGGCUCAGUGUGGCCAUCACCGUACUACCACUGAAGGAAGGAAUCACUCGUAUCGGCCGCGAAGAUGCCGCCGUGCCGCAGGACAUCACCAUCCAGGGUCCGGGCAUCGAACCCGAGCACUGCGUCAUCGAGAACAGGGGCGGGAUCGUCACUCUGGACCCCUGCGGACAUCCGUGUUCCCUGGAUGGAGUUCCUGUGACCACGCCCACCCAGCUCACACAAGGUUAUUCUCUGUGUUUGGGUAAAUCCUACUUCUUCCGUUUCAACCAUCCAGAAGAGGCCAGUCGGAUGAAGAGCAUGCUUCCUCAGAAGAGUCCCGUGUCCCCGCUGGUCUACAGCACAGAUUAUAUGAAGUUCAGCAGCGAUUUCAGUUCCAGCGUAGGCGGACCCAGCUCCCGAGGCGUGCGGUCCGUCUCCGAGCUACGGGAAUUAAUGGACACUUUACAGAGGAAAAAACAAGCCCUUGAGAACAGCCUGCGGACCAACGGGGACAGUAGCCCCUCCUACUUUAGCAUGACCCAGUCCCCGCCCUCGACGCCCAACUCCUUGUCACCCAUAUCCUUGUCAAGCCCGAUAUCUCCCUAUCAGGACCAAGCAAGACGACUCUAUAUAUCUGACCGCCCGCCUCUUUCGGGUAAAGUCCACACCCAGUCAUCUAACAGUGUCCCUCCGUCGCCACGACGCAGUGACCAGCGGGAAUACAACUCCUCACUUCCUCCUCCACGGCCAAUGACGCGGAACCAGUCCCAGGAUAGCCUCCUUGCUUCUUCAGAUGGACGACGGGGCCAAACAUCAAGUUCUUUCUUAUCAAUGUGGAAUGGCUCCGGCUCUACAGCAAGCGAUGCCAUUCGAGCGAUCCCAGGCAGUGGAAGCGGAGCAGCUAGCAUGCCAUCCAGCCCGCGACUAGCGCGCAGGCUACACCGCGAGGAAGCAGGACACCCAAUUCCAGCACCACGCCAAAGGAAGUACUCAGCUGGUUCUCUUACAGGAAUGGGAAUAUCCGCUCACAGCCGCUCCCUACCCCGACUCUACCGCCCGGGGGAGUCCCACCUCACCCCUCUCGGCCUACCAUGGUCCCGCUCCUCACCCACCCACGAGUCCAGUCACCAAAACGGGCACCCUGAGGUUGUCUCUAUUUCCUUGUCCAACAGAUCUAUUUCCAAACAAGUGCCCGUACGUCAGGAAAUUAUCGUACCAUCAGGUGGUACCAGCCCACGUCAGGCCAAGAAAAUGAGCCUGACCUCCAGCAGCUCCUACUCAGAUCUGGAGAAGCAGAUAGCUUGUGCAUCCUCACCAGUCUUGGAUCUGGGUCUGGGUGAGAGAAGGCAGUCGUUCGGAAAAGCCGGGAUCGGUCCACAGGGUGGAUUCCGUGAGAGGAAGGGCAGCAUCAGCUCUCUCAGUGGGAAAGAAGAACUCCAGGAUUAUCAUCAGAGACAGAGGGACGAGAGACUUCGCGAGCAGGAGGUGGAGAGACUGGAGCGUCAGCGUCUGGAAACCAUCCUGAGUCUGUGCUCGGAGCGAGAUCAGAGCGGCUCAGCCGUGGCCGACCUCCAGAAGAUCAAUAAAGAGCUGGAGAAGCUGCAGGUGUCUGAGGACGAGUCCAUAUUUUCCGACUCUGCGGAGAACGGAUACGGCUCGGGGGCUUUGGAAUGCCAGGUCAUGGAGGAGCGCCAGGUACGCCAGCGUCGUUCCAGCGGUCAGCGAGAUAUCAGGGCGGAGUCACCUGCUGGGAGUCUUCACGGCUCCGCCCCCAGCCCGUCUCCUCGACAGAUGCGGAAUAACAAGCAGGUGCCCGGAGAAGAGGAGGUGCGGCUGAAGCAGGAGCUGUCGCGUAUCGAGGAGGAGAGGGUCCAGGUGCUGAACAACAUGGAGGAGCUGGAGCAGAAGAUCAAAGAGCUGGACAACCAGAUGGACGAAUCAGUCCAAGAGAUGGAGGUGGAGCGCGCUCUGUUAGAAGGCGAGCAGGAGGCCGAGGCGGCGCAGCUGCAGCAGGAGAAGGAGACUCUGGAGCAGCUGAAGGACAAGAUGGCCGACAUGGAGAAGAAGGUGCACUCGGAAAAGUCGCAGGACAAAGCCCAGCUCGAUGCCGAGCGGCUUAAACUCGAGCGCCUGGCCGAAGUGCUGUCCGAGCAGCGCGCUCAGCUCGACACGUGUCCCGAAGCUCUGAAAGAGCAGCUCGUCCUCCAGCUGUCCAGGGACGCCGAGACAUUAGAGGUGGAGACGAAGCGCUUCGAGGACCUGGAGUUCCAGCAGCUGGAGCGAGAGAGCCGUCAGGACGAGGAGAAAGAGACGCAGAUGCAGCAGAUCCUCCGAGAGAUCGCAGAGUACCAGCGCAGCACCGUCACCCGCAAGGAGAAGCUUCUGGCUCUGAAGAAACAGUCCACUCAGAUCAUCCAGCAGGCCCAGAAGGAGAAGGAGAGCUUCCUGAAGGAGAAGAACAACCUGCAGAUGAUGCUGCAGCGGGAAAAAGAGAAUCUCAGCAACCUGGAGAAGAAAUACGGCGAGCUCACAGGGGGGCGGAGCUUCCCCAUCAACCCCCUCAGUAUGAAGGAGGGUUAUGUCACAGUCAGUGAGAUCAAUGAACUCUAUACGAAAUUGGGGGCAGAGACAAGCCCCGCCCCUUUCAACCUCAAUGCCCUCAAGUGUCCCAGCUCUGGGUCCGAACCCAGCCCUAGUCCCGAUGACAGCAGCGCCCCUUCAGGAGAGGAUGAGCAUUUCCGAAGCCUGGAGGAACGGAAGAGGUUGGGUAAGGAGGGUCAGAUGUGCGACACGCUUCCUCGGAAAAAGUCCCACGCUGCAAUCAGCUCCCAGUUCAACUGCGCUACGCUGGGCCGCAACACACCCACCAAGUCUCAUCUGCCUUUAGUGCAGAGCUCGAGCUGCGGCAGCGUCCUGAACCGCGUCCUCACAGUGUCUCCUAAAGACGCAGAUGCACGCCGUCUCCACAAGGGUCACAGCCAGCAGCUGGUGGGUGAGGAUCAUCGCUCCAGACUGUCCGAGCUCGGGGGUCGCGCCUCCUCCCAGUCCAACGUCUACCUGGACUCUGUAGGUUACCGUGACAACGGAUUUGACACCUUCAGCGUGGACAGCUCGGACAGCAUGGAGACCAGCAUCUCCGCCUGCUCGCCCGACAACGUCUCCAGCGCCAGCACCUCCAACAUGGCCAAGAUCGAGGAGAUGGAGCGUCUGCUGAGGGAGGCUCAGGCUGAGAAACACCGACUCCUGGAGCACAGGGAGCGAGAGAUGGAGAUUCGGCGUCAGGCUCUGGAGGAGGAGCGCAGGAGGAGGGAGGACCUGGAGAAACGCCUGCAGGAGGAAACCAGUCGACGUCAGAAGCUCAUCGAGAGGGAGGUGAAGCUACGAGAGAAACAGCGAGCUCAGGCUCGCCCGCUGACCCGCUACCUGCCUGUGAGGAAGGACGACUUCGACCUGCGCGCUCACAUCGAGUCGGCCGGGCACAACAUCGAGACGUGCUACCACAUCUCCAUCAUGGAGAAGACGUGCCGCGGGUUCCUCAUCAAGAUGGGAGGAAAGAUCAAGACGUGGAAGAAGCGCUGGUUCGUCUUCGACCGUAACCGCAGGACGCUGUCUUACUACGCAGAUAAGCACGAGGCGAAGCUGAAAGGCGUGGUCUACUUCCAGGCCAUAGAGGAAGUCUAUUACGAUCAUUUAAAGAAUGCACACAAGAGCCCGAAUCCGUCCUUAACGUUCAGCGUGAAGACUCACGAUCGCGUCUACUACAUGGUGGCUCCGUCUCCCGAGGCCAUGCGCAUCUGGAUGGACGUCAUCGUCACAGGAGCGGAGGGAUACACGCAGUUCAUGAUUUAGUGUGUGUGUGUGUGUGUGUGUGUGUGUGUGGAAAUACUUCAUCACCACUCUGGUCGUUUUCUCCUGGACGAGAUCAUGUGACCAGCAUCGUCUUCGCGUUCCAUCCCAGUGUGAAGCGUGUGCAGUGUUUUGUUUGUGUUUGUGUUUAUCUAAAGAAGUGCCUUUGGAAUUCAGAUGCUGGUGGAACCGGCCUUCCUGUGCCUCGGUCACAUGUCACCCGAAAUGAAGGACUCUGAUUGGUUGUGACAUCACAGAUGCACACGACCGAACUUUAAACCAUCUUUUCCAUCGUAUUUCAUGAGCAAAUUAUUACAUUUUAGUUCGUGUGUGUGUGUGUGAGUGUGAGAGAGAGAGAGAUGAUCCUCAGGGACGCACAGGUCAACAACAACAUUAAAGGUGCAGUCUGUACUUUUCUCAAAACUCCGCCCAUGAGUCAGAGCAGCCAUUCUUAGCCCCACCCUUUUUCCUUAAAACUUGUCCAACAGACAAAGUGUGUAUAUAAUGUAUUUAAAGGAACAGUUGUUGUUGUUGUUGUUGUUUUUGUUAGGAAAUUAAUAACAUUUCCUAGUUUUUACUGUGGUUCACUUUUCAGACAGCAGGAGGCGCUAAAAAAACCUCAGACUGCACCUUUAAAUGUUUUUUUUUCUUUUUUCCAUUUUAAUUACCAAAGAAUUUACAUGGAAUUACACACUAUCGAGUGUGUGUGUGUGUGUGUGUGUGUGUGUGUGUGUGUGUGUGUCAGAACCGAGAUGAUAGUUUUGGUUUUGUAAUCUUCACAUUUACAAAAGGUGCUAAAAUAUAUGGUUUUUGAUGUUUUGUCGCCCAGACGCUCUUGAAAUCCAUCAGUAAUUCAUAUUUUGGAAAGUUUUAUCGUGUCAGCGUCGCAGUAUGUUUUCAGGAUCUGACAUCAAACCACGUUUUAACUCUACGUAUACAUAAAUAUAUAUAUUUUUAUAGUAAGGAGAAUUAGUUCUGUAUCCCAGUUGCUUUAGUACAGAGUAUAUUCCUUUCUCUGUGUAUGUUUUAUGUAUUUGAAAAUAAUUAUAUUCUUAAAUAUAAACAUUUUCAGGCUGAUUUAAGGCGCUCCCGGUUCAGCUUUCACCUGCCCCGCUGCUGCAAAAACAAAAUACACAAUGGUUUCUGAUUAUCUAUAGAAAAAUAAUACAAAUAUAUUAAUGCAGAAAAAAAAUAAUC
Clarias gariepinus (North African catfish) is the source of this 5411-nucleotide messenger RNA. RefSeq names its product pleckstrin homology-like domain, family B, member 2b (gene phldb2b). The record is from RefSeq and is a predicted model, not a curated record. Lineage: Eukaryota; Metazoa; Chordata; Actinopteri; Siluriformes; Clariidae. The transcript has 22 exons. Bases 210 to 4217 code for a protein of 1335 amino acids. Gene Ontology annotation, molecular function: protein binding. Gene Ontology annotation, biological process: regulation of microtubule cytoskeleton organization. Gene Ontology annotation, cellular component: basal cortex.